GCCAUUUUGUAAACCAUUGUAAAGAUUUGAAGAGGAAGAAAUAUCGCAAUAAAAGCCAGAAAUAUCGCCAAUUUUUUCAUCUAAAUUAAAGAAUAUAGAAGCCUGAAGAUAACCAUGAAUCCUUUAACAAACGUCAAAAACAUUCAGAAAAUGAAUGAAAAGAUGUUGGAGAUGGGUGUGGAGGACAGCCAGGCAUGGCACAAGCAGUACAAAGAUAGUGCUUACGUCUUCAUAGGUGGCCUACCUUUUGAUCUCACUGAGGGCGAUGUCCUGUGUGUGUUUUCACAAUAUGGGGAAAUUGUGAACAUAAAUCUGGUGAGAGACAAGAAAACUGGAAAAUCAAAAGGAUUUUGCUUUUUGUGUUAUGAAGACCAGCGAAGCACAAUAUUGGCUGUGGACAACUUCAAUGGAAUCAAGCUUGGUGGCAGAAUAAUCAGAGUGGAUCACUGCUCAAAUUAUCGAAGACCAUUAAGUGAUGAAAAGGAUGAACAUGGGAAAAGAAAGGAGAUUAUUGAGGAAGGCUGUGCUCCUAAAACACCUUCACCAUCACCACCAGCCUCAGAAGAUGAGGAGAUCCUUGAACUACCAAAGAAAAGAAAGAAAGAGAAAAAAGCAAAGAAAGACAAGAAACUCAAAGAAGAGAAAUUACAAAAGAGAAAGAAAAUGUUGUCCAGCUUAGGGGAAGAGGAUCUUGAAGAACCUACCAAUAAAAAGAGAAGUGUGCUUGGGUCUGAUAACAAAAGGGAAGGGACUGACAGAGAUCUGUCUCGUGACCGUGAUUUGCGGAAUGUGAAAGCUAGUGUGAUGCACGACAGUGGACGUGAUCAGGAUUUUAGAGACCAUCACGCUUAUAAACAGGGUAGAGUUUCAAACAAACAUGGCCGCGAUGGGCACAUCAGUGAUCGUAAGCGUGAGCGAGAAAUUAAUGAAAGCGAUCGCGAAGCACGCAAUCGUGAACAUGAUAUUCGUGAGCGUAACCAUGAAGCACAUACUCACGAAUUCCGUGACAAUCACAUCACUAGUAACCGUAAGGAGCAAAGAGACAGAGACUAUCGCAACUCAUUGCGUGACAAUAGAGGGCAUGAGGUAGAUGGAAGAAAAAGAGAUAGGUUCAAUAGGCCAGGAGAUCAUCGAGAUGAAAGUAGGAAGUAUGAGAGACGGGACAGAAAUAACUUCAGUGAUCGAAGGGACAGAAGAUGACGGGUUUCAAACCAAAUUGUUCCCAGUUCCUUAAAAAACUUAGGUUUGAAAGCAAUACCAAACAAAAUUGUCACUUCAUGAUUUUAUUGUAAUAAAAUAUCCAUUUACAUUUGAUAAAGAA
This is a messenger RNA of Pocillopora damicornis (cauliflower coral), 1321 nucleotides long. RefSeq lists its product as uncharacterized. Gene Ontology annotation, cellular component: precatalytic spliceosome; U2 snRNP; catalytic step 2 spliceosome. Gene Ontology annotation, molecular function: RNA binding. Gene Ontology annotation, biological process: mRNA splicing, via spliceosome. Lineage: Eukaryota; Metazoa; Cnidaria; Anthozoa; Scleractinia; Pocilloporidae. The record is from RefSeq and is a predicted model, not a curated record.